AACGGAGAAUCGACCGGAUCCCAGGAAAGGGAGCCAGGCUUCUAUCGUGGGGACGACCCCGUGACUCGGCCCGAGAUUAUGUAGCGACGAUCGUUGGGCGUGAUGUUGCGCAGGUUUCGCGAUCAUUCUCGCGAUUUGAAGAGAACUUGGAAAAAGAGAUUCAUAUUCAGCAAAGAGAGUGUCGGCUUGCAAGACAUCCCUAAUCCGUGUGAACAUGAUAGUACGUUUAUCGGCCCGGCCCCGACACUUUCGACAAAGCCUGUGAAAGACCGUUCGGCAGAUCCCUUGGGAAUCACUGUACUCUACGAGCCUCAGGCGCAACACACUGCCGAUAUCAUAUUUGUCCACGGGCUCGGGGGCUCAAGCCUUCAGACGUGGUCAAAGGAUGGUGAUCCAAACCUUAGAUGGCCUCAGCAAUGGCUUCCGCUAGAACCAAAUAUUUGCGAGGCAAGGAUUUUGACGUUUGGUUAUAAUGCACUUUUUGGGCGGAGGCGAAGUGGCUCUGUAGCCGAUAUUUUGGAUUUCGCAAGGUCCCUGCUUUUUGAAAUGAAAUACGCGAUGGAUAAUCAGUCAAGGAGCAUUGCGUUAGGAAAGAAGCCGCUUAUAUUCGUCACCCACUCCCUCGGUGGACUUGUCUUCAAGCAGGCAUAUGUUCAGGGAAUCUGCAGUGAUAAAUUUAGCGCUAUUGUGAAAAAUAUUCAUGCGGUCAUUUUUCUAUCAACACCUCACCACGGAACCAAGCUUGCGAGAAGUUUGAAUUGGAUUCUCUCCAUUUCGAUCUUUGGUCAUUCGUCCAAGCGCUAUAUUAGAGAACUGGAUGUGAACUCGAGGACUAUUCGCGAGAUUACCGAAAGCUUUCGAUCUUUUAUUCAUAAUUUGGAGAUAUUCUCGUUUUAUGAGUUACAGCCCACCCCUAUCACUCGGUUCAUCUCGAUGAAAAUAGUGGGUAAGGAAUCGGCAAAAAUUGGGUGUCCUGGCGAAGUUAGAGCUCCUCUCGAUGCAAAUCAUCAUACCGUCUGCAAGUUCUCUAGCCCUCAAGAAUCUACCUACAAGAUACUCAACGCACUGUUGCAGCACCUGGUGUCCUCGUACCAAACUGCCGGUAGAUAG
Molecule: messenger RNA, 1110 nt
Organism: Coccidioides posadasii C735 delta SOWgp
Lineage: Eukaryota; Fungi; Ascomycota; Eurotiomycetes; Onygenales; Onygenaceae
Source: RefSeq, a predicted model, not a curated record